GGGAAGGAGUCAAGGGAAGCAGGCCCUGGGCAAGGAGCUCGGCGGCCUUGGCUCGGGAGGCGGGGUAGGUGCACCAGUGUCCUUCCGUCCUCGCCACGCUUCAGGGACCGUGGUGCGAUUGCGGGGACCUUUGCCCCCGGCGAGCGCGGCCGGGGCGCUACCGAUAGCGGUUUUUCUUCUCCGCGGAUAAAGCUGUGGCUGAAAUGAGUGAUACCAACUUACAGAAACUAACCAUUGUUCAGCAAGCAAUAGCCUCUUGUUGUGGAGCUAUAAUUACAUCAUUAUUUGUAACUCCUCUUGAUGUUAUCAAAACUCGACUGCAAGCCCAGCGCAAUCCAUUCCAUAAAGGAAAGUGUUUUGUAUACUCCAAUGGCCUUAUGGAUCAUAUAUGUGUUUGUGAAAAUGGGGACAGCAAAGCCUGGUAUAAAAAACCUGGGCAYUUCAAAGGGACAUUGGAUGCAUUUGUGAAAAUUAUUCGAAUAGAGGGAAUUAAGUCACUGUGGAGUGGGCUUCCCCCAACACUAGUAAUGGCAGUUCCUACCACAGUAAUCUAUUUUACCUGCUAUGACCAACUGUCUGAAGCCUUGAAAAAUCGGCUGGGAAAGGAUGAUGAAUACAUUCCACUUCUUGCAGGUUCCUUAAGCAGAUUUGGUUCUACUACUGUGGUGAGUCCCCUGGAGCUGAUCAGRACUCGAAUGCAGUAUCGCAAGUUGUCCUACAAACAGCUGUACCUGUGUGUCAGCACCAAAGUGGCUGCAGAUGGGUGGUUCUCCCUGUGGACAGGCUGGAGUCCUACUAUUCUGAGAGAUGUUCCUUUCUCAGCAUUGUAUUGGUAUAAUUAUGAACAUUUCAAGAAGAUGAUGUGCAAGGAAGUUGGUGCAAAUGAGCCUACAUUUUUUAUUUCUUUUACUUCAGGAGCAGCAUCUGGCUCUAUUGCAGCUGUCAUAACUCAGCCAUUUGAUGUAGUGAAAACACAUAGGCAGAUUCAACUUUGGGAGAGUGAGACCUUAAAAAUUCCACAGAGGGACGGUACAUCAACCUGGGCAGUUAUGAGGAAAAUUCUUGCUAGAAAUGGGAUUACUGGAUUAUAUACUGGUAUUACUCCACGGCUGGUUAAAAUUGCUCCUGCUUGUGCCAUAAUGAUCAGCACAUACGAAUAUGGAAAGUCUGUCUUUUCUCAUUUAAAUGAAAAAAUGAAUCAACGUCCAUAAUUCUUCAUCCAGUUGUGUGAAGUCAAAGCAUACAAUGGAAACUGUGCCAGAUUUAAAUCUGUGAAGAUGUUUUUUAGAAUUCCCAGUGAUUUCUACCAUUACAUUUGGUAACUAAAUAAAGCUUCAUUUUUAACUGUUUCACAAAGGAUUAAUUCACUCUUUUUAUUAAGACUAAGAAAAUACACGAGCCUUAAACUAUCAUUGAAGAUAUUUUGACUUCUCUUGCAGCUAGAGAGAAAAAAGAAGGGAAGGAAGAACAAAAGAAAAAAGGAGGAGAAGAAAAAAAGAUUGAGGCU
Messenger RNA from Malurus melanocephalus (red-backed fairy wren), 1507 nucleotides. It is a transcript of the gene SLC25A40, whose product is annotated as solute carrier family 25 member 40. Gene Ontology annotation, biological process: mitochondrial transmembrane transport. The record is from RefSeq and is a predicted model, not a curated record. The transcript is spliced from 11 exons. Bases 204 to 1211 code for a protein of 335 amino acids. NCBI's taxonomy places the organism in Eukaryota, Metazoa, Chordata, Aves, Passeriformes, Maluridae.